Paramecium sonneborni is the source of this 1220-nucleotide messenger RNA. NCBI's taxonomy places the organism in Eukaryota, Ciliophora, Oligohymenophorea, Peniculida, Parameciidae. The record is from the annotation of a GenBank genome assembly.
AUGUAAUAGAAGCUAGAAAAAUAAGAAAUCACCAGAGGUUAAUCCUUUACUUUUGAAAAUGAAGGACAAAAUAUUUAUUAUUAUUCAGUCGCAAGACCUUUACCAAAUAACAUUAUUGAUGACCUAAUCAUUUGUUCAAAAAUUAAAAAGCUUUUACUAUGUUAAUUACCUAAAGUUUGGUUUAUAAUGGCUAGUACAACUGCUUAUCUAGUUGUUGAAAAGCAUUAAAAGUUUGUGACUUCUAAUUUUAUUUUAGACAUCUUUAUAUAUAGUUGGUUAUCUAAUGAAUUAUAAAACUUAGAAUAAGAGUUAUUAAAUAGAAUGAAUAGACUAAAAGUUGAAAUUUAAAAACUUCAUCGAUUAAUUGAUAUAUUUUCUUAUGAGAUAAUUUUUAUAGAAAAAGAAAUGUCUCACUCUAACACUAUACAAUCAUAAUUGCUAUAUUAUAAGAAUUGCAUAUAGCCAUUAAUUGUAUUUCGAGAAAAAGGAAUAAGUGACAAUAAAUCACUUAUUAAACGAAUUGAUGAAUUAAAUAUUGAUGACGAUAGCAAGGAUUCAACAUUAUCAUCUUCAUAAAUAUCUCAGAAUUCUUCUAAAAAAGAAGUUGAUAGAAGCAAAACUGAUAUAAAAGAAAUAGCAUCAAUAGUUCAAAAUACUAAAAUGAGAAAGUUUUCUAAGUAAAUGGAAAAAAUGAGCGAAAAUUUAUUUUCAGAUUUAAUAAAAUUUAAUGUUGAAAAUUAAUAAUGGCAAAUUGCACGAUAAUUUGUUGUAAUUAUUAUUGAAACAACAGUCAAGUCAGAUUGCGAUAUGAAAACAAUUGAAAAGGUAAGAUUUAUUGAACCUGCUUAGCUUUUUUACAAAAAGGCUUUAUAAGUAUGGAUAUUAACUAACUAAACUCAAUUUGAUAAAAAUUAAAAGUCUCAUUUAAGAAAUUGUAAAGUAUUAAUCUUCUUUAAUAUAGAUAUCAUUUGGUUCAUAUUUAUGUAAAAUAAAAUGUUAUCUUGGUCAAUUUUGGAAAGAGGAAUUGAUUAUUCCUCUACACAAAGUUUUUUAGUUAGCAGAGUAAAUUUAUCCUAAAGUCUAGAAUGAGCCAAGUCUUAUCGAGGUAAUAGUUCUUUUGAAAAUAGUAAAUUACUACUUUUACAAUUCUUUUCAAAGAAAAAAUUUUAGAACUAUGGGAAUAAAAUUUGUCUCUAUUCAAAUAAUUGAUGUUAAAUUGA